AUGAAUUCUUAUUUAUCACAUGCUGGUCGUGUUGAAGUGCUGUUCAGUGGUACAUGGGGAACAAUUUGUGGCGACUAUUGGGACAUCUCGGACGCUGAUGUAGUUUGUCACCAGCUUGGAUAUGAUGGAGCUUUACGAGCAGUUCGUAACGCAGCAUUUGGACAAGGAACAGGCCAGAUAUGGUUGGAUGACGUGCAAUGUGUGGGAAAUGAGCCAUCAAUAUCACACUGCAGUCACUCAGGAUUGGGAGUUCACAACUGUGGUCACUAUAAGGACGCUGGCGUAGUUUGCCGACCUGCAGUUCGUUUGGUGAGCCCCACCAAUUUACCGUUAUCUGGUCGUGUUGAAGUGUUUUAUAAUGGUACAUGGGGAACCAUUUGUGAUGACUUAUGGGGCUCACAGGACGCUGAAGUAGUCUGUCGUCAGCUUGGAUACGAUGGAGCUUUAUCAGCACCUGGAGCCGCAGCGUUUGGACAAGGAACUGGUCAGAUAUGGCUGGAUAACGUUAGAUGUUUUGGAAAUGAGAAAACCAUAUCACAGUGCAGACACCAAGGAUGGGGAGUUGAGAACUGUGGGCAUAGUAAAGACGCUGGUGUUGUAUGCCGACCCGGAGCUGUUCGUUUGGUGAAUUCUUAUUCAUCACGUGCUGGUCGUGUUGAAGUGCUAUUCAGUGGUACAUGGGGAACAAUUUGUGGCGACUAUUGGGACUUACAGGACGCUGAUGUAGUUUGUCACCAGCUUGGAUACGAUGGAGCUUUACGAGUAGUUCGAAACGCAGCAUUUGGACAAGGAACAGGCCAGAUAUGGUUGGAUGACGUGCAAUGUGUGGGAAAUGAGACAUCAAUAUCACACUGCAAUCACUUAGGAUUGGGAGUUCACAACUGUGGUCACUAUCAGGACGCUGGCGUAGUUUGCCGACCUGCAGUUCGUUUGGUGAGCCCCACCAAUUUACCGUUAUCUGGUCGUGUUGAAGUGUUUUAUAAUGGUACAUGGGGAACCAUUUGUGAUGACUUAUGGGGCUCACAGGACGCUGAAGUAGUCUGUCGUCAGCUUGGAUACGAUGGAGCUUUAUCAGCACCUGGAGCCACAGCGUUUGGACAAGGAACUGGUCAGAUAUGGCUGGAUAACGUUAGAUGUUUUGGAAAUGAGAAAACCAUAUCACAGUGCAGACACCAAGGAUGGGGAGUUGGGAACUGUGGGCAUAGUAAAGACGCUGGUGUGGUAUGCCGACCCAAAGCUGUUCGUUUGGUGAAUUCUUAUUUAUCACAUGCUGGUCGUGUUGAAGUGCUAUACAGUGGUACAUGGGGAACAAUUUGUGGCGACUAUUGGGACUUACAGGACGCUAAUGUGGUUUGUAACCAGCUUGGAUACGACAGAGCUUUACAAGCAUUUCGUAACGCAGCAUUUGGACGAGGAACAGGUCAGAUAUGGCUGGAUGACGUGCAAUGUGUGGGAAAUGAACCAUCAAUAUCACAAUGCAGUCACUUAGGAUUAGGUGUUCACAACUGUGGUCACUAUAAGGACGCUGGCGUAGUUUGCCGACCUGCAGUUCGUUUGGUGAGCCCCACCAAUUCGUUGUCGUCUGGUCGUGUUGAAGUGUUUUAUAAUGGUACAUGGGGAACCAUUUGCGACGACUCGUGGGACUUACAAGAAGCUGAAGUAGUUUGUCGCCAGCUUGGAUACAAUGGAGCUUCGUCAGCACCUGCUGAUGCAGUAUUUGGAGAAGGAACUGGUCCAAUAUGGUUGGAUGACGUUAAUUGUGAAGGAAAUGAGACAUUGAUAACGCAGUGCAGCCAUGGAGGAUGGGGAGUUCAUAACUGUGGUCAUGGUAAAAAUGCCGGCGUAGUGUGCCGCCCCACAGUCCGUUUGGUGAAUCCCGACAAUUCGCUGUUGCUUGGACGUGUUGAAGUCCAGUUUCAUGGAACAUGGGGAACAAUUUGUGAUAAUCACUGGGACCUAAAGGAUGCUGAUGUGGUUUGUCGCCAACUGGGAUACGAUGGAGCCUUGUCAGCCCUUAGAGAUGCAGCAUUUGGACAAGGAACAGGCCCGAUAUGGCUGAAUAGUGUACAGUGUGGAGGAUCUGAGAAAUCAGUCUCACAAUGCGCGCACGCAGGAUGGGGAGGCCAUAGCUGUAGGCAUUACGAUGAUGUUAGUGUGGUGUGCCGCCAGAUUAAAGUUCGUUUGGUGAGCCCCACCAAUUUACCGUCAUCUGGUCGUGUUGAAGUGUUUUAUAAUGGUACAUGGGGAACCAUUUGUGAUUACCGAUGGAACUUAAGGAACGCUGAAGUAGUUUGUCGCCAGCUUGGAUACCAUGGAGCUUCAUCAGCACCUAGAGCUGCAGCGUUUGGACAAGGAACUGGUCAGAUAUGGCUGAAUGACGUCAGAUGUGUUGGAAACGAGAAAUCCAUAGCACAGUGCAGUCACAGAGGAUGGGGAGUUGAGAACUGUGGGCAUAGUGAAGACGCUGGUGUUGUAUGCCGACCCAAAGCUGUUCGUUUGGUGAAUUCUUAUUUAUCCCGUGCCGGUCGUGUUGAAGUGCUGUACAUAAGGACAUGGGGAACAAUUUGUAGCGACUUUUGGGACUUACAGGACGCUAAUGUAGUUUGUAACCAGCUUGGAUACGAUGGAGCUUUACGAGCAGUUCGUAACGCAGCAUUUGGACAAGGAAGAGGCCAGAUAUGGUUGGAUGAUGUGCGAUGUGUGGGAAAUGAGAGAUCGAUAUCACACUGCAGUCACUUAGGAUGGGGAGUUCAUAACUGUUUUCAUUAUAAGGACGCUGGCGUAGUUUGCCGACCUGCAGUUCGUUUGGUGAGCUCCACCAAUUCGUUGUCGUCUGGUCGUGUUGAAGUGUUUUAUAAUGGUACAUGGGGAACCAUUUGCGACGACUUGUGGGACUUACAAGACGCUGAUGUAGUUUGUCGCCAGCUUGGAUACGACGGAGCUUUAUCAGCAUCUGGAGCCGCAGCGUUUGGACAAGGAACUGGUCAGAUAUGGCUGGAUAACGUUGGAUGUUUUGGAAAUGAGAAAUCCAUAUCUCAGUGCGGUCACCAAGGAUGGGGAGUUCAUAACUGUGUGCAUAGUAAAGACGCUGGUGUGGUCUGCCGACCCAAAGCUGUUCGUUUAGUGAAUUCUUAUUCAUCACAUGCUGGUCGUGUUGAAGUGCAGUAUAAUGGUACAUGGGGAACAAUUUGUGGCGACUAUUGGGACUUACAGGACGCUGAUGUAGUCUGUAACCAGCUUGGAUACGAUGGAGCUUUACGAGCAGUUCGUUACGCAGCAUUUGGACGAGGAACAGGCCAGAUAUGGUUAGAUGACGUGCAAUGUGUGGGAAAUGAGAGAUCGAUAUCACACUGCAGUCACUCAGGAUUGGGAGUUCAUAACUGUGGUCACUAUAAGGACGCUGGCGUAGUUUGCCAACCUGCAGUUCGUUUGGUGAGCUCCACCAAUUUGUUAUCGUCUGGUCGUGUUGAAGUGUUUUAUAAUGGUACAUGGGGAACCAUUUGCGACGACUGGUGGGACUUACAAGACGCUGAUGUAGUUUGUCGCCAGCUUGGAUACAAUGGAGCUUCAUCAGCACCUGCUGAUGUAGUAUUUGGACAAGGAACUGGUCCGAUAUGGUUGGAUGACGUUAAUUGUGAAGAAAAUGAGACAUCGAUAACGCAGUGUAACCAUGGAGGAUGGGGAGUUCAUAACUGUGGUCAUGGUAAAAAUGCUGGCGUAGUGUGCCGCCAACUAAAAGUCCGUUUAGUGAGUCCCGACAAUUUACCGUCGUUUGGACGUGUUGAAGUCCAGUUUCAUGGAACAUGGGGAACAAUUUGUGAUAAUUACUGGGACCUAAAGGAUGCUGAUGUUGUUUGUCGCCAACUGGGAUACGAUGGAGCCUUAUCAGCCCCUAGAGAUGCAGCAUUUGGACAAGGAACAGGCCCGGUAUGGCUGAAUAGGGUGCAGUGUGGAGGAUAUGAGAAAUCAGUCUCACAAUGCACGCACGCAGGAUGGGGAGGCCAUCGCUGUGGGCAUCACGAUGAUGUUAGUGUGGUGUGCCGUCAGAUUAAAGUUCGUUUGGUGAGCCCUACCAAUUUACUGUCGUCUGGUCGUGUUGAAGUGUUUUAUAAUGGUACAUGGGGAACCAUUUGUGACGAUUUCUGGGACUUACACGACGCUAAUGUAGUUUGUCGCCAGCUUGGACACAAUGGAGCUUUAACAGCACCUAGAGAGGCAGCGUUUGGACAAGGAACUGGUCAGAUAUGGCUGGAUGACGUUAGAUGUUUUGGAAAUGAGACAUCGAUAUCACAGUGUAGUCACCAAGGAUGGGGAAUUGAGAACUGCGGGCAUAUUGAAGAUGCUGGUGUGGUAUGCCGACCCAAAGUUCGUUUGGUGAGUCCCACCAAUCUACCGUCAUCUGGUCGUGUUGAAGUGUUUUAUAAUGGUACAUGGGGAACCAUUUGUGACGAUUUCUGGGACUUACACGACGCUAAUGUAGUUUGUCGCCAGCUUGGACACAAUGGAGCUUUAACAGCACCUAGAGAGGCAGCGUUUGGACGAGGAACUGGUCAGAUAUGGCUGGAUGACGUUAGAUGUUUUGGAAAUGAGACAUCGAUAUCACAGUGUAGUCACCAAGGAUGGGGAAUUGAGAACUGCGGGCAUAUUGAAGACGCUGGUGUGGUAUGCCGACCCAAAGCUGUUCGUUUAGUGAAUUCUUAUUCAUCACGUGCUGGUCGUGUUGAACUGCAGUAUAAUGGUACAUGGGGAACAAUUUGUAGCGACUAUUGGGACUUACAGGACGCUGAUGUAGUUUGUCACCAGCUUGGAUACGAUGGAGCUUUACGAGCAGUUAGUAACGCAGCAUUUGGAGAAGGAACAGGCCAGAUAUGGUUGGAUGACGUGCAAUGUGUGGGAAAUGAGACAUCAAUAUCACAGUGCAGUCACUUAGGAUUGGGAGCUCACAACUGUCGUCACUAUAAGGACGCUAGCGUAGUUUGCCGACCUGCAGUUCGCUUGGUGAACUCCACCAAUUUGUUGUCGUCUGGUCGUGUUGAAGUGUUUUAUAAUGGUACAUGGGGAACCAUUUGCGACGACUCGUGGGACUUACAAGACGCUGAUGUAGUUUGUCGCCAGCUUGGAUACAAUGAAGCUUCAUCAGCACCUGCUGAUGCAGUAUUUGGACAGGGAACUGGUCCGAUAUGGCUGGAUGACGUUAAUUGUGAAGGAAAUGAGACAUCGAUAACGCAGUGCAGCCAUAGAGGAUGGGGAGUUCAUAACUGUGGUCAUGGUAAAAAUGCAAACGUAGUGUGCCGCCAACUAAAAGUCCGUUUGGUGAGUCCCGACAAUUCGCCGUCGUUUGGACGUGUUGAAGUCCAAUUUCAUGGAACAUGGGGAACAAUUUGUGAUAAUUACUGGGACCUAAAGGAUGCUAAUGUGGUUUGUCGCCAACUUGGAUACGGUGGAGCCUUAUCAGCCCUUAGACAUGCAGCAUUUGGACAAGGAACAGGCCCGAUAUGGCUGAAUUAUGUGCAGUGUGGAGGAUCUGAGAAAUCAGUCUCACAAUGCACGCACGCAGGAUGGGGAGGCCAUCGCUGUGGGCAUCAAAAUGAUGUUAGUGUGGUGUGCCACCAGAUUAAAGUUAAACCAGCAUCAAGUACAGUUGCUACAUCAUCUCAAACAACUCCCACAGUUUCAGAACACUCAGAAGUUUUCCUGACAGCAACGGUACAGGAGAGCUGUGACAGACGUCUAGAAGUUGCUGCAGAAUUCCCAGAUGUGGCUUGUGAAAUUGUCUUGAAGUUUGGCUGCUUAUCCGCUAACACUGUGAACACCAGGUGUGGCAGUGUUGUUCUGGACUUCAUGAUGAGGUUCGAUCAGAGUGUGGUAGUCAGCCAUGUUGUGACUUCUCUGUCGGAUGCUGCAAGGGAAGACAGAUUCGGCGAUUUUAAAGUCGAUCCAGACUCAAUAAAACAAGCUUUGACAUCCACAGAUGGAUUGGGAAUUGCAGCCAAAGGUCACGAAGAAAGCAAGUCCUCAAGUAAAGACGUCAAGUUAACAGCAUUUAUUGGUAUUCUUGCCUUCAUAAUCCUUCUUCUGAUUAUUUACAUAAUCUGGCUACACAGGAGAGGCGCUGAAGAGAAAAAACGUAGGGCUUAUGAAGAAGAGAGAAAUGUUCACGACAAUGUGGUGAUGCUACAAGAUAUCGAACCAAGUCAGCGCAUUUCAAGCACACCCAGGCAGCCUUCUUCAGAGUACGUGGGUCUCAGAGAAGCCAGGAAAGAUAAUAGAAAAGCACAAAGUACAAGUCCAGGUUACGAGCCUCCUCGUCCAGCAAAACGCUCCUGGGAAGUUCCAAGACAUCACGUUACCAUCGAAAAAGUCAUUGGUAAAGGUGCUUUUGGACAGGUUGCCAAGGGAACGGCAGUAGGACUUCAAGGGAGGUCUGAUACGACUACAGUGGCCAUUAAGAUGCUUAAAUCUAACGCUGCUGAAUCGUACAAAAGGGAAUUGAUGAAAGAACUUGAAACGAUGAAGAAGCUUAAAAAACAUCCUCACGUCAUCAAACUUUUGGGAUGUGUUACGGAAUCUGAGGAACUCCUGGUAUUGAUUGAAUAUGUUCCUUUUGGAGAUCUGCUUGGUUACCUGAGAAAGAGCCGUGGAUUGAAUGACACUUACUACAAAGACCCGGAUAUCACACCACGAACAAAUCUGACGUCACAGCAGCUGAUGAAGUUUGCCUGGCAAAUCGCUGAUGGCAUGAGUUACCUGUCAUCAAAAUCUAUCAUCCACCGAGACCUUGCAGCCCGUAACGUGUUGGUUGGAAAAAACGAAAAGUGCAAGGUGACGGACUUUGGAAUGGCCAGAGAUGUUCAACAGGAAAAUAUUUAUGAACGAAAAACAAAGGGCCGUCUUCCAGUGAAGUGGACAGCUUAUGAGGCGUUGUUUUAUGGUACCUAUACCACCAAAAGUGACGUAUGGAGUUAUGGAGUUGUUCUCUACGAGAUUUUUACCAUAGGCGGUUCACCUUACCCAAGAAUGGAUGGAAAAAAAAUUGCCAACCUACUGGAAGAGGGAUACAGAAUGCCUAAACCGCAACACGUGGAUGAUGAAUUGUAUCAGAUCAUGAUGAGAUGCUGGCAAAAUGACCCGGAUGAAAGACCAGCUUUCACUGAAUUAAAAAAUCAGCUUAAAGACAAGGAAACUCUACACAAGAGGUUGAUCGACAUGAGAAUGUACGACAAGAAGUUGUAUGCAAGCGUAGAGGAUUUAAUAGUGUAGUUAGGUACACGUCCUCAGUGUUUGAGUGGCGAACUGUUUGAACAUUUUGCCGUAACAGGUUUUUGGGAAUGAUCAUCCUCGGCUUAAGGGCUUACUUUGUUAGGGAGUGUUACUAAUCGGUUAGGUAACACAAUUGAUUCUAAGUUAAUUCAAGUUUCGUUUUCCUUAACGGUGAAGCUUUAUUACGUAUAAGUUUUCGUAUUCAUUGUCAAAUAUACUAACAUUUUGCUGAUUUGCAUCUUUAGUACAUGCACGUUUGCUUGAUAGAACUGAAACAUUUUGUUCGGUUGAUUAUCUGGCUCAACUCUGAAAAGCAGGACGUCGUGAUGACAUCAGGCCUGGUGCGUUUUAGCAUCAAUCUAUUCUAGGUUUACCUUCAAAUAAAGAAUUUCUUAAGAUCGAUGGGAUCCUGCUCAGAAUGCCUUCGUUGUGUAAAAUUUUAUCAAAUUUCUGAAAACUGCUUUGCCGUGAAAACCGAGGUUCCCUUUUUUUUUUCGGGAAAGCUGUCGAACAUCUUUUUGCCUUAACUUGCACGGCCAAUACUGUUGAUACCAAAUGCAAAGACGUAGGUACUGAAAACUGAGCACAAGUCUCAUUAUGCGUUUUUUUUAAAAUUAAUCUUGUACCGUCUCUUCUGUUUAAAAAGUUUACAAUUAUGCUGAAGAGCGCGAUAGUUUCGUAUUUU
Molecule: messenger RNA, 7945 nt
Organism: Pocillopora verrucosa
Lineage: Eukaryota; Metazoa; Cnidaria; Anthozoa; Scleractinia; Pocilloporidae
Source: RefSeq, a predicted model, not a curated record